AUGGAAGUUGCUAAAAGGAAAGCAGCUUCCACGUACACAACCCUACUCUUGAUAUUCCUGUUUCUCUUUUUGAGCUUUGGUCCUUCUCAAGGACAAAAUGCAGCCGGUGCUGACGCCGGCAAAACCAAGCCGGCGGCAUUGGCAGACGACGAGACCAAUUUAGAUAAUACAGCCGCGGAAGCCAAGAUUGCUGCGGCUACAGAUGAUGCAGACGGGGCCGCCGUCAAAAAGGCCAAGCCUGUCAAGGGGGCCGUCGUGACCACAGCUGCACCAGCGACCGACGUUGAGGUAAUUCCAGCUCCUCCGCCUCCACCAGCAGAACUGCAGGUCUGCAAUGGCGUGUUCCUAACAUACACGCUGAUAUCACGCGAGAAGGAAUACCCAUUCGUGAAGAACAAGUCAAAUCAAGCAUAUGCCUUCACGUCCCAAGCCACGAUUACAAACGUCGGUGACGAGGAGGUGAAGGGCUGGAGGAUGUACAUAGGGUUCCAACACCGAGAAAUAUUGGUUUCCAUGGACGGCGCCGUCCCCAUCGACGCGGAGGACUUCCCGGCUGCCGUGGGGAACGGCACCACGAUCGCCGGAAACCCAAUGGUGGAUCUAAAGACUGCGAUCUUGACGGCUAAUGAUUUUACACAAAUGUCGGUGAGAGUUGGAAUGAAAGGAUCACAGUUCGGUCUUGGUGAUGGCGCCACCCCCAUGCCUAAGACCAUUAAGCUUAUCAAUAGUGGCUUCAAGUGUCCCGCCUCUUCUCGCAGAGGGUCAACAAUGAUAGUGUGUUGUAGAAAAGACCCUAAAGCGAAGGCAUUGGCACUUAAGAAGACAAAGUACCCACCACGUGGCAAAGGGGAUUUAACCAUUUCAUACGACGUUCUACAAGCUUACCAGACGAGCUACUACGCUGAGGUGACCAUCCAAAACAACCACCCGUUGGGACGGCUGGACCACUGGAACCUCACGUGGGAAUGGCAGAGGGGCGAGUUCAUCUACAGCAUGAAAGGUGCCUUCGCGCGCGUCAAGGACCCUUCGGAAUGCUUGUAUGGCCCUGCAGGCCAGUACUACAGGGACUUUGAUUUCACCCAAGUCGCCAAUUGCGAGAAGAGGCCCAUUAUCUCUGAUCUUCCUUCUGAGAGAAAAGACGAUGAAAAGGUGGGGAAGCUACCAUGGUGCUGCAGGAAUGGCACAGUGCUGUCACCUGUGAUGGACAGGAACCAAGCCAGGUCAAUGUUCCAGCUCCAAGUUUUCAAGAUUCCACCAGAUAACAACAGAACAGCACUCACACCACCCAUGAAAUGGAAGAUCGACGGCGUCAUCAACCCCCACUACAAGUGCGGCCCACCGGUCAGAGUGGACCCCGCAGAGUACCCUGACCCAUCAGGUCUCCAGGCUAUUCACACCGCCGUCGCAAGUUGGCACAUCGUUUGCAACAUGACAAAGCCACAGCCUCAGAAAACAAGGUGCUGCGUCUCAUUCUCUGCAUUCUACAACGAAUCCGCCAUCCCCUGCAACACUUGCGCUUGUGGCGGUUGUGACGGUUACCAGCAAUGCAACGCAAAGGCACCACCCAUGCUUAUUCCACCCGACGCACUUCUCGUUCCGUUUGUUAACAGAACCGCCAAGAUGAAAGCGUGGGCGAAGAUGAAGCAUUUCAAGAUUCCCAAACGGAUGCCUUGCGGCGAUAACUGUCCCGUUAGCAUCAACUGGCACGUCAACUCCGACUACAAAACUGGAUGGACAGCAAGGAUCACGCUUUUCAACUGGGAGCGCUACGCCUUCGAUGAUUGGUUCACUGCUCUUCAGUUCCACAACAAUUCUUUCAGAGAUUUCGAUGAAGUUUACUCCUUCAACGGAACCAGAAUCCCAGGCCUUAGAACCGUCUUCCUUCAAGGAUUUAAGGGUUUGAACUAUUUGGUGGGACUCACCAACGGAAGCCGCAUCGGUGACCCACACGUGCCCGGGAAGCAGCAAUCCGUGCUGUCCUUCAAGAAGAAGCAUUCGAAGAAAUUCAACAUCAGAAGAGAUGCAUUCCCAACGAAGGUUUACUUCAAUGGUGAAGAGUGUGCACUCCCUCCAACUACUCCUUCUAAUGGUUCCUCACGCAUCAAGUCUUCUCCGAUCAGUUUCCUUGCUGUCACCAUCAUCGCAUUCUUGUCGUUCUUCGCCAUGACCGAACGUUUAUUCUGA
This is a messenger RNA of Arachis duranensis, 2184 nucleotides long. RefSeq names its product COBRA-like protein 10. The record is from RefSeq and is a predicted model, not a curated record. The transcript has 3 exons. Gene Ontology annotation, biological process: cellulose microfibril organization. The coding region runs from base 1 to 2184 and encodes 727 amino acids. Gene Ontology annotation, cellular component: membrane. Lineage: Eukaryota; Viridiplantae; Streptophyta; Magnoliopsida; Fabales; Fabaceae.